Centruroides sculpturatus (bark scorpion) is the source of this 1225-nucleotide messenger RNA. RefSeq names its product hormone receptor 4-like. The record is from RefSeq and is a predicted model, not a curated record. The transcript has 3 exons. The coding region runs from base 293 to 787 and encodes 164 amino acids. NCBI's taxonomy places the organism in Eukaryota, Metazoa, Arthropoda, Arachnida, Scorpiones, Buthidae.
UCUCAUAACAGACAAUUCUUUAACGGAAAUCAAAGCUGGUUGUGAUCUUUAUUUUUUGCGUUGUAUUUAAAAUUUAAGUCUUUUCAAAAUAUUUAUUUAUUCUUUAUCAUAUCUAAUAAUAGGAGCAUUGUUUUCCAUAUAUUUUCAUGUACCUAGGUGUAAAGGUUUCUUCAAAAGAACAGUCCAGAACAAGAGAGUGUAUACGUGUGUAGCCGAUGGUAAUUGCGAGAUUACUAAGGCACAAAGGAAUAGAUGUCAAUAUUGUCGUUUUCAAAAAUGUCUACGGCAAGGAAUGGUUCUAGCGGCGGUUAGAGAAGAUAGAAUGCCAGGAGGAAGAAAUUCUGGUGCGGUUUAUAAUUUGUACAAGGUAAAAUAUAAAAAACACAAAAAAGGUCAGAAAAACGGCCACGUUCGUCAGGAACAGCAAAAACUUCAACCUCGCUAUCCUACUCAAGAUUGGGCAAAUGGGCAAAUUUUAAAAACGGCUCUAACCAAUCCUGCAGAUGUCAUCCAUCUAAGACACAGAAUAGAGAAUUUUCGUCAUUGUCAGAUGCCCACCGAGCAAGCAGUCGCCAUGAUAACCCAAUUAAUAGACUGUGAUGAUUUCGAAGAUGUAGCUACACUAAAAAACAUCCAAGAACUUUUAGAUGCAAAAUCGGAAUUAACUGAAAAAUUAUGUCAAAUAGGAGAUAACAUUGUUUAUAAAUUGGUGCAGUGGACCAAGAGAUUGCCUUUCUAUAGGGAACUCCCCGUAGCCGUCCACACUCAAGUAAGUUUUCAAUCUUAAAACUACCUGUUACACAAACUAAGUCUUAGAAACGGUUAAACAAACAUAAAAAUCAGUUCAAAUAAUUAAGAAAUUGUAUUUAAUUAGCGGCUUAACAAUAGAAAUAAAAAGCAAAGAAACUAUACAAAUCGCAAGCUGUUUGUCAAUUUAAAUAAAUGAAUAAAUAGAAGAAACAAGUGAAUGAUCUCCAUAACUAAACUAUAAAAUUAUACCUAAACAAUUUUAGUUUAAGGUAUCCUGAUUAUGCUGCUUGUUUAUUACAUUAUCACGAAUUCAUUCAAUCAGUCUCCAACCAUAACCUUUAUUUAAAUCUAGGGUUCAAAGAUUCAGAUAAUACCUAAUUUCCAUACAAAUAACUUUCAUAUUUCCGAUUUUAUGUUUAUAUCUCGAUAAAAACCAGCUUGUAUAAACAAUAGUUUUACUGUAUAUAAAAUUACA